GCAGCCAGAAAAUGGCGGAUAUUGAGGAGUUACGGGUAGGGGGAAGUGUGAUGAUAGCUGGCUACUUCUUUGCGUCUUUAACAUCCUGAAUUUAUUUUACAGUAACAUUACCAGUUUUGUUAUGGUACAUUUUCGACCGAUUCGGUGCCCCUUGUUUAGUUUAAUAAUGAUUAAAGAUGAAAUGUCCCAUCACUCUUUUAGACUGAUAGUUGUUAGCCUGCUAGCUACCAACAAACGUUAGCUCCUCUUUUAGCUCUGAAGCAGCAACACAAAUAUUGAAGAUUGGCUUCGACAUGUCACCGAGACUGCUCUUAUAUUCCUCUUUCAAUGCAUGAAAAUGCUUUAUUGUAAUACCUAACUGAGCUUGACAACUGCUCGCAGCAGAAUAUGGUAUCAAGUUUCCGUGUGUCAGAGCUCCAGGAACUGUUAGGUUUUGCUGAAAGGAAUAAGAGCGCUCGCAAGCAUGAACUUUUGCUGAGGGCUUUGCAUUUACUGAGGAGUGGUUGUAGUCCUGCCGUGCAGAUCAAAAUAAAGGAACUUUAUCGUCGGAGAUACCCCAGGACAUUUGAUGGUCUUGCAGACUUGGCAGCUCUUAAUUCGAGCAUAAAAUCCUAUUUUCAAGCAGACGACGGCGCCACGGUUGUAGGCUCUGAUCUUACUUCUCACACAGCCCAUUCGGACCGGGUGAGCUGUGAUUCAUCCCUCUUUCAUGAAUCAAAGCCCAUGAUGAAUAUGCAGCAGCCCACGUCACUUAUGGCACCUGUCCAUCCAGACGUACAGAUGAAGUCCCUUCCGUUUUAUGAUGUACUGGAUGUCUUGAUUAAACCUUCAAGUUUAGGGGCCUGUGCUACUCAAAGGUUUUAUCAGGAGAAAUACUUUAUAUUUGCUCUGACUCCACAGCAAGUGAGAGAAGUUUGCAUUUCUCGGGACUUUCUCCCAGGUGGCAGAAGAGACUACAUGGUUCAAAUCCAACUACGGUUUUGCCUGUCAGAGACCAGCUGUCCACAAGAGGACAACUUCCCGAACAGCCUGUGCAUCAAAGUCAAUGGAAAAUUGUUUCCUCUGCCUGGCUUUGCACCUCCCCCUAAAAAUGGUGUGGAGCAAAAAAGACCAGGCAGACCCCUAAACAUCACAUCGCUGGUCAGGUUAUCAUCCGCUGUACCCAAUCAAAUAUCCGUCACGUGGGCACCUGAUAUAGGAAAGACGUACUCUAUGUCGGUUUACUUGGUGCGACAGCUGACCUCGCCACUGUUACUGCAGCGAUUGAAAAUGAAGGGCAUCAGGAACCCUGACCACUCUAGAGCUUUAAUUAAAGAAAAGCUUACUGCGGACCCUGACAGUGAAGUUGCUACAACCAGUUUACGAGUCUCACUUAUGUGCCCACUUGGCAAGAUGCGCCUAACAGUGCCCUGUCGAGCUGUCACCUGUUCGCACCUGCAGUGCUUUGACGCUGCUCUAUACUUGCAAAUGAAUGAGAAGAAGCCCACCUGGAUCUGUCCUGUCUGUGACAAGAAGGCCACAUACGAGAGUUUGAUUAUAGAUGGGCUCUUUAUGGAAAUACUCAACGACUGCACAGAUGUUGAUGAAAUCAAGUUUCAAGAGGAUGGAACUUGGUGUCCUAUGAGACCAAAGAAGGAGGCAUUGAAUGUGUCAUCUCCAUGUAUCCCAAAAAUCGAUUGCGCUGUCUCAGUGCGACAGAGUGCAAUGGUGCCGAGCAGUACAAAAAAAGCAGACAUUAUCGACCUGACACUAGAGAGCUCGUCUGAUGAUGACGAGAGUGAUCCUCCUUUAAAAAAGCGUUGUGUCUAUAUGUCCAAAGCUGAGGAGAUGCACAACACAGGGGUUUUGACUUAUCAGCCAUCAACUGUUCGUGUGCCAAAUGUCCAGAAACUGGACACCUCAUACCUGACCUCCUCAAUAGCAGAUUACUCGGUUCCAUUCCACCAUUCAACCUUAUCCACUAUUCCCACAGAUAUGCAAAGUCUUGAUUUAUUUUCUCUGAUUCAAGGGGACCCCCAGCAUUACCGGCCUCCCAUAUUUUUAGACAGCCUUUCCAGCAGCCUUCAGGGUGCCAGCACCAGCCUGGUUUCCUCUUCACCUCAGUAUGAGACGGCGACUCAUAGCAGCAGCUCUAGUCACGAGAUGGGGGUCAUCACCGGAGGAUCUUCAGGCCUUUCAGACAUUAUAUCCUUAGACUGAAUCUUUGGGGUUCAUUUUUAUUGACCAGAAUUAACCCAAUCACCAAACAAACCACCCUUUGAAUCAAGUAAACUGAGCUGCAUUUUUAUAUUGGACUCAGAAUUGCUUAGACAAGGACCUAGAAAAGGACUGCAGUGAAAAUCUCUGAGGAAUAUGACUGGAUCAGCAGUGAUGCUUUUUUUAAUUCAGCCCUGACACAAGCCGUUUUUCACAAGCCAAAAGCUAUCUCACAAUAAAGACUCACAUUAAUUAGCUUUGUGAUUGGAGGAAUAGAGCAAAGCAAACAGGGAGUAAAUGAGCAGAUGGAAAUGUUGGGCACCCAGCGACAGCUCUGUUGUGCGUGUUGUGUCUGCAGAAACAAAUGCAGAUUUUCAGCGGCAGCUCAUUUUAUGUUGUCCUAUUCUAUUUCAACAGUGCAAUUAUUUUUUGUUAAAAUUUCAAACUUCGUUUGCAGCAAUAAAUCCUGUUGUAUAGUA
This is a messenger RNA of Triplophysa dalaica, 2675 nucleotides long. It is a transcript of the gene pias2, whose product is annotated as protein inhibitor of activated STAT, 2. Gene Ontology annotation, biological process: protein sumoylation; regulation of transcription by RNA polymerase II. The transcript has 14 exons. NCBI's taxonomy places the organism in Eukaryota, Metazoa, Chordata, Actinopteri, Cypriniformes, Nemacheilidae. Bases 388 to 2199 code for a protein of 603 amino acids. The record is from RefSeq and is a predicted model, not a curated record. Gene Ontology annotation, molecular function: transcription coregulator activity; SUMO ligase activity; zinc ion binding.